GACUAGAAUUUUAUAAAUUUAUUCGUGAUGGGUAUAAUUAUAAUAUCGUUAAUAUUAAGACAUGUCUUCUUCGAUUGAAUGUAAAGGAAACCAAUUAAAUUAGGAGAAAGUUACGAGAGUUGCGAGUUACGCUAAAUUCAUGUUUUCAAAGGUUCAGAAUAAAAGCGAUAUUGCUCUCAGCAAAAGAUUAUCAUACUUGCUACGUCAUGGGGCUGUAAAGGAAGGCUUAAAUAUUAAACCAAAUGGUUUUGUUGCAGUUAAUGAAUUAUUAAAUAAAUCACUACAUCAGUAUACUACUGACGACAUCAAGAGAGUAGUAAAGGAAAAUAACAAACAAAGGUUUACUCUCAAAGUUGUUAAUGGUAUUUUAGAGAUUAAAGCAAAUCAAGGACAUUCUAUAUUUAAGAUCAAUGAAUUGAAUUUGAAAAUACUUGACUGCAUAGACUUUGACAUAAUUCACGGUACUUAUUUUAAGUACUGGCCAAAGAUAAGAACGGAAGGUCUGUCACGUAUGAGAAGAAACCAUAUUCAUUUUGCCAAGGGAUUAAAUUUUAUCAAUGGUCUACGUCAAAAUGCUGAACUUUUCAUUUAUGUGAAUUUUGGAAAAGCGAAAGAAAGUGGCUUAAUAUUUUUUGAAUCUGAAAAUGAUGUUGUUCUAUGUGCUGGAAAUUUAAAAGGACUUAUUGAAACAAAAUACUUUUUGAAAGUGAUCACUGCUGAUGGUCAAACAUUAAGUUUGAAUUAAAAUUGAAAACUUUUAUUAAACAAGAAACACAACUAAAUAUAAUAAAUUACGAUUAUUUCUACAACUUUGA
Molecule: messenger RNA, 815 nt
Organism: Cyphomyrmex costatus
Lineage: Eukaryota; Metazoa; Arthropoda; Insecta; Hymenoptera; Formicidae
Product: tRNA 2'-phosphotransferase 1
Exons: 2
Coding region: 140-745 (201 amino acids)
Biological process (GO): tRNA splicing, via endonucleolytic cleavage and ligation
Molecular function (GO): tRNA 2'-phosphotransferase activity
Source: RefSeq, a predicted model, not a curated record